This is a messenger RNA of Sebastes umbrosus (honeycomb rockfish), 10553 nucleotides long. RefSeq names its product myomegalin-like. The record is from RefSeq and is a predicted model, not a curated record. NCBI's taxonomy places the organism in Eukaryota, Metazoa, Chordata, Actinopteri, Perciformes, Sebastidae. The transcript has 41 exons. Gene Ontology annotation, cellular component: nucleus; microtubule organizing center. The coding region runs from base 330 to 7640 and encodes 2436 amino acids. Gene Ontology annotation, molecular function: zinc ion binding.
GAUUAUUUAAUGAGAGUCACAUUAUCUAUUAAGCUAUUUUUACCUCAUGGUUUUCUGUCCUGCCAUGCACCUCAUGUGCAACCAUUCUCUGCCAGCUUUGUCUACCUCAUUUCAUUUUAAGCCUUUGAAUUCAAUGCCAAUGCAAGGACUGACGUCAGGAGUACACUAUUUCACAUAAAAAAGGCUUUUAUUGUGCUCUAAAAAGCAUGUGUUUACUGAUGCAGCUUGAAACAUUAUGCUCUUUUGUGCUCACAUGGGAUCAAAUUCACCCUAAGGACUCAGGUGUCCUCAUGUUAGAGUAAAUAGGGAAUCAUUUACAGACCUGUGGAAUGCUUGAUCUCAAGAUGAAGGAGACGUGUCGCAUCUGUGGCCGGGAGCUCUGCGGUAACCAGCGGCGAUGGAUCUUCCAUCCCACCCCCAAGCUCAACCUGCAGGUGCUGCUGUCCCACGCUCUCGGCAGCGAGCUGACCCGGGACGGCAGAGGCGAGUUCGCCUGCUCCAAGUGCACCUUCAUGUUGGACCGCAUGUACCGCUUCGACACGGUGAUCGCCCGCGUGGAGGCCCUGUCCAUCGAGAGGCUGCAGAGGCUCCUGCAGGAGAAACACCGGCUGAGGCAGUGCAUCGGUGGGCUCUACCGGAAAACUAACUCCGAAGAGGGUGCUGUGACAUCGCCUGGAGGUGAUGAAGGACCAGGGGAUGGGAUGGUGGACAUUUCAGGUCUCACUCAUGCAAAGUACUGCGCCCUGCUCCAGGAGGAUCUGGUCUACUCUUUGUACGAGUCCUGGGCCGACGACAGCCUUGACUGUCAACAUCACCACCACCACCAACCCCAGUAUCCUGCUGGUCCGGGGUCAGAGGUCACAGUCGGAGGCUCACAUCGUUGUGUUUCCAGCACGCCCAGGAGGUGUCGAGGGUGUUCCUACUGGCGGGUGGCGGACUCUGACUAUGAAGCGGUUUGUAAGGUGCCCAGGAAGCUGGCGCGGAGUAUUUCCUGUGGGCCGUCGUCCAGAUAUUCAGCCAGUGUGACUGGAGGAGGUGGCGGAGAAGGAGUAGGGGAAAUAAAUAAUGUGGAGGACUCAGAGGAACCUCCGUCCUCUCUAACUCUGGUCCCUGGUUCUCAGGACCGCUCGAGGACAUCAGACAGCGAUCGCACCCUGGCUGGACGAGCCAGCUCCAGCCCCUCCUUUGCAUCCUUAGAGACGACUGAGGAAUACAUUCAGCCUGGAGCCGUAACAGAUGGGCCUCUCAGCUCCCCCAGGGAACUGAUAGAUGACCGGAUAUCUGACUCCCUCUCUGAGGAGCACAUGGGAGGCCCACAUGGCCAAGCCUCACCUGGACCCAGCCUCUCCCUGGCCCUCUGUUUGCUGCAGAGCUAUGCCGUCUACCGGCCGGUCCUGAGCUCUAAGGGGAGCAAGCUGCCGGUGCUGCUCCGACGGAGCUCCAGUAACGGACGUUCGAGGCUGGGCUUCCCUGAUCCUAUUCUGGGAAUGUCUUACGGAUCUCCAGAGGGAGAAAGAGACAACCACAUGCCAACACCUGAGCUGGAAACCCCCCUGAUCAGGCUGGUUGAUCGGGAUCUGACUUACAUGGAAGAUCUGUUGGAAGAUUUGUACAAAGAGUAUCCUCCCCCACGUCCUCACCAGAGCCUCGUUGAGGAGCAGCAGAGUCAACUGAACCAGUACGAGUGUGCGGCCGGUCAGUGUGUCAGCGAGCUGCAGAAGGCCCAGCUCCAGGUCCAAUCCCUGCAGGCCAAGAUCCACGAGAGUGAGGCCAACAAUAUGAAGCUGCAGGAGAAGCUGACUGAGAUGGAGUGCGAGCUGCGUUCGAUCCGCCAGGCAGCUCAGAGUCAGGAAAGAACCAUUCAGGGUCUUACAGACUCCAUCAGCACCAAAGACACUGAGGCCCAGGAGCUGUACCAGCUGAUGGAGGGGCAGAACACCACGCUGUGUAAGCUGAGAGAAAUGGUCCACCGCAACCAGCUUGCUCAGUGCAAGGCUGCAGAGGGGGUCAGCGAGUCCCUGUCGCUCGCCCAACUGCAGGGCGAGCUGGUGGGCGUGCAGAGCUCCUUGUUCUCUCUCGGUCUGGAGCUGGAGUCCAGCCAGAGGAGUCUGAGACAGAGCCAGAGGCAAGGAGACGACCUGUCCAGGUUCAAAGACAGACUCAACUCUGAUCUGCAGGAGGUGCAGCAGCACAGGGAGGUCACCGAAAAACACAAUCAGGACCUGCGCUGUGCCCUUCAGAAAACUCGCUCUGAGCUUCAGGCUAAAGAAGCAGCUCUGAAGGAGGCCGAGGCAGAGAGACACACUGUGGUGCAGGAAAAAGACAGGAGCGUCACGCAGCUCAAACUCUCUCUGCAGGACAAGGAGCAACAGUUACAGGAGUUCUCAGAGCUGUUGGAGUCAACAGGAAGCUCCAAACCAAGAGAUGCCCUGCUGGAGAAACUAAGAGAGCGUGUUAAAGACAGAGACAGAGCUCUGGAGCGCUCCAUUGACGACAAGUUCCGCUGCGUUGAGGAGCGCGAGGGCCAGGUGAGGAGGCUGCAGGUGGCCCUCCGGGAGAAGGAACGAGACCUGGAGAGACUCCGCUGCAUCCUGUCCAACAACGAGGAGACCAUCACGAGUCUGGACGCCUUGGUGCGCGGCAAAGAGCUGGAGCUGGAGCAGGCGGCAGAGGCCUACAGGAACCUCCAGUGGCUGAAGCAGCAGGGCGAGGAGAAGGAGAGAAACACCCUGAGAGAGAAAGACACCAUCAUCAGUCAGCUACAGGCCGCUCUACAGACACACAGCCAGGAGGCACAGGACCUGACAGCCGCCCUCGUUGCCAGAGUUCAGGCUGGUCCCUCUGACGUCGUAGAGGAGUUGAAGGCUCGGCUGGCGCUGAAAGAAAAACUCUUCCAGGAACUGCUGUCGGACCGCAGCCGCCAGUCUAAUGAACACCAAGGACAGGUCCAGGACCUGCUGAACACUCUCAGCUCCAAGGACCAGUAUCUGCAGGACUACUCCUACCGGCUCUCACUUGUCAUCAGCGAGCGUACCGGCCAGCUGCAGGAGCUCCGCAGACAGCUGUCGUCAAAAGAGCAGGAGCUGUGCGAGCUGAAACAGGACAAGGAGAGAGAGAUGGGAGGAGAGACGGAGCAUCUGCGGAGUCUGCUCAAAGAGAAAGAAGCCUUCAUCAAGGAGCUCAUGCAGGGCCAGGAGGAGGUGAUGCAGUCGUCCUCUCAAGAGAGCGAGGCGGAGAUGAAGACUCUCCAGGAUGAGUUGCAGCUGGUACUGAAGAAGGAGAGGGAGGCUCAGAAGGAGCUCUCUGCUCUACGCUUAUCUUUGGCUCACCAGCAGGACACUAAGGACAGCACUGAUCACCAAUGUGUGCUGGAGCAGCUCGUGUCCGAGUACAACAAGCUGAAUGAUGCCCUGAGGGCGGAGAAGAGAUUAUACCAAAAUCUCACGCACGUUCACACCAAGAGUGACAGCUCCGAGAAGAUCCAGGCCCUCCACACCGAGCUAGACUCAGUUCAGGCUCUCCGCAGACAGCUGGAAGAGGUCCUGGCUAGGACCAGUAACAUGGCCCUGGUUCUGGACCGGGCGGCUAAAAGGCAGCCUGACUUUGGAGAGCUCAGCACAGAGGAGGAGGAGGAAGAGGAGGGAGACAAUGAAGACGGCAGCAGCGACGAGUUCACAGACAGCAUAGAGGAGGAUGAUGAUAAAGUGACGGCCAGAAGUUUGGCCUCCAUUCAGGCUCGUGGAGCUGAGGGUGUGCGAGCUGACGUAAAGCAGCUUGAGGAAGAAAAGGAGACACUUGAAGGCCAGCUUGGAGAAAUAAGGUUACAGCUGGAGAGGGAUGGAUACGCCUCCGUGGCUCAGAUGAGGAGUGCCCUGCAGAGGCUGCAGCAGGAGAACCAGGCUCUGACAGAAAGCCGAGGACGAGCUGGAGUGGUGGGACUGAGGACAAACCCAGAGAGGAACCACAGGAGUCUGAGCCAAGAAGAGGAGGAGGAUAUUGAGGAAGAAGAUGAAGAGGAGGAAACAUGUCCAGUGCCGGUGGGGAAGCGAGGUCAUACCUGUGUUAGUCUGAGUGACGAGCGAGGGAAGAGGCACUGCAAGAGGCCACGCUCUCUGACCUCCCAUCAUCACACAGAGACGGAGGUGGAGCCAGCUGGUGACAGCAGCGAGGUGGGAGUGCUCUGGCAGGAUAUAGACGAGGGUCUCCGUGAGCAGGCGGCUCGCCUGAGCUCCGAUUUGGGGCUCAGCAACCAGGAGAACAGAGAGCUGCAGGAAAGGCUGAUGGUGUCUGAGGCCACAGUCCACGCUCAGGCUGAACAGCUGAAGGACUACAGAGACCUGCUCACGGAGACAUCGGUCCAGCAAGCCAAUAAGCAGGUGCAGGUGGAUCUCCAGGAUCUGGGUUAUGAGACUUGUGGUCGCAGUGAGAACGAAGCGGAGAGAGAAGACGCCAGCAGCCCAGAGUUUGACGACCUGGAGAUGUGCACGUCGCUGUCCAAUCAGCAGGACUAUGAGGGUGUGGGCGGUAGCUGGUACGCUGGCAGCAGUAACUCAGGUGCUUAUGAAAUGGAGCAUGAGUCGGCCUCUCUCCAGCAUCUGGUCCAGGAUCUCCGCUCACAGCUGACCCGCUGCCACAAGGUCAUCCGUGGGUUGCAGCUGCGUGUCCGCUCCCUGUCCACCACCAGCGACUACGCCUCCAGCCUGGAGCGAACCCCACGCAAGGUAAACUGGGCCUUCGAGGUGUCACCAGCCCCCAGCGGUGUGGAAGAGGAUGAAGGCUGGAUGUCUGACACCCAAGGGAUUCGCUCAGGGUCCAAGCCCAGCAGGGAACUGCAGGAACUGAUGGCACGUGUUGCAUCACUGGAGGCUCAGCUGAAGAGCUCCAGAUUGGAGGGCAAAGGUCAAGCAGACGAGGGGAAAUGUGCCACCUGGCCUGGGAAGUACAACUCUCUGAUCCAGGCACAAGCUCGUGAGCUGUCCCACCUGAGGCAGAGGAUGAGAGAGGGGCAAGGAGUCUGCCAUAUCCUCAGCCAGCACCUGGGCGACACCACCAAGACCUUCGAGGAACUGCUGCGGGCCAAUGAUAUUGAUUACUACAUGGGUCAGAGCUUUAGAGAGCAGUUGGCACAGAACUCGGCCCUGGCACAAAGAGUGGUCGCCAAGAUCACUGGACGCGACCGUGCAGAGAGCCAUGGUGACAAGACAGGCCAUGAGUUGCUCGCCCUACGGCUGAGUAAGGAGCUCCAGCAGAAAGAUAAAAUCAUUGAGUCACUCCACACCAAGCUGCAUCAGCGUCCAGAAACCCCGUCCAGCUGCCAUGCCCUCUCUGAGACCACCGACCAAUCAGACAGAACGUCCCUUGUGUCGGACGAGUACAGAACCAAUGAGGACUUGGAGCUGUGCUCCGACUUGGACGCUGGAGAAUAUCAGGAGGAGCACCGACUGCGGCAGCCGGGACGCGGAUCAGAACAAGAUGUCCGUCCAUCUAUCCAUCCUCCUCAUGGCUUCCUCAAGUCCUCAAGCAGCUGUCCCAACAUGCUUUGCUCAGCCCCUGUGGGUUUGACCAGUCAGUCCUCCAGAGCCCUUUUCAGUGAGCCUCUCUCCUACUCCCUCUCUGUCCCCUAUGGCCCUGACGUCUGGGGUAAAGAAGUCAUUUCUGACCCCCGGCCCAGGGCCCUGUCUGUGAUCGCUGUUCGCCCAGAGCUGGACACGCUCUACAAACAGAUGAAUGAGCAGAACAGGGGUUUUGCAGUUCCCCACGACAACGCUCUGUUCACCCUCUCACCUGGUGCCCACAACCAGCACGAUCUCUCCAGCUACAGCCAGCUCUCCCAUCAUGCCUUUCAACAGUAUCCGCUGGGUGGCGUUCCCGAAAGCCACUCGCUGAAGUCUGACUCAGGUCUAGUGACGGGAGGGACUCUGUGGGACAUGGAGAACAUGGUUCAGCAGGUUGGAGGCUUCUCUGGAUCACCGGGACACCAGCAGGGAGGCAGCCAUGCAGGGGUAAAUUUGAUAGAGGAGCAUCUGCGGGAGGUGAGGUGUCUCCGUCAGCGUUUGGAGGAGUCCAUCAGGACCAACGAGAGGCUCCGACAGCAGCUGGAAGAGAGGCUGGCCUCAACUGGGCGUGAUGGAGGGGCACCAACAAACAUCUACAUUCAGGGACUGGACACAGUCACUCAACUGUCCAAUGAGAUCAGAGUUCUGAAGGAAGAAAACUUGGGUCUACAGUCACGCCUGCAGGCCAGCACAGAUUCAUGUGAGGAGGUGGUGCAGCUGCGCGAGGCGGUGUUUACAGCACGCGCCCGCCUGAAACAAGCAGAGCUGGAGGCGGAGCAGUGGAAAGAGGAGCUGAGGCGACUUCAGGCUCACAGUCAGGAGCAGGGACAGCAGAUACACAUAUUGAGGCAGGAACGGCAGGCCAGUCAGGAGAGAACCAACAGGCUCCAGCAUGAGGUGUCUCUACUGCAGCAGCAGCUAUGUGAGAGCAGAGAGCUCAUCCACUCCCUGCAGAGUGAACUACAAGUGUACGAUCGAGUGUGCUCCAGUACAAAGGCCAACAAAGGCUACCUGUGUGAGCUCCCAGGUCUGCCGGUGGAGCUGGGAGAGCUGCUCGGGGAGGUGAGGAGUCUGCGAGCCCAGCUGCAAAACAGCGUCCAGGAGAACAGCGCCCUCAAACAGCUGGAGCUCCACAAGCAGCUGGAGCAGAAGCUGGGUGUCGGCUCUCCUCGCACGCCGUCCCUGUCCGCCCUCACCGCCAGCCCUCAGAGAGAGAACUUCUACAGGCGACAGCUGCUGCACGACCCAGCCCCGUCUCCACCAGUCAGGGACAUUGGUCUGUUUAACUGUGGAUCCCCCGGUCCUCCCUACUCUGACCUGGACGACAGCCAUAGCACUGCCAAUGCAGACCCUCUUGACCCUCACUCUGAGCUGGAGGGGGAUGCCCCUGAUGGAUCGUUUGCAAACCGUAACGGCCGCCACGCCAUAGGUCAUGUGGACGACUUCAGCGCUCUUCAGCAGCAGGUCCUAGAGGGCCGGAGCCUCGUCCAGCGCAUGGAGACAACCCUGCAGGCCUGCCUCGGCCCGCCACUGCUGGAAGGAAACCAGAAGCAGAGCAGUGAGCUGGUGCUGGACUAUGGAUGUGUGAAGAGUCUGCUGUCCAACACCAAGACUCUGAGGCAGAUCCUCGAGGAGGCGAUGUCUCUACUGAAGAUGUUCUGGAGAGCAGCUCUACCCAGCACUGAUCCCUCCAUCCAGAACCUUAAGAAGGAGCAGUGUAUGCAGGAGGAGAUCUUGUCCCUUAAACUGCGAAUAACAGAGCAGGAAGAGGUUCUUAAAGGGACGAUUCAAAGACUGAGGAGCACCAGCCGCACCAAGGAGAACAUGGAGCACUUCAUAGUCAACCAGUUGUCAAGGACUCGUGACGUGCUGAAGAAAGCAAGGACAAAUUUAGAGAAGAAUGAGCUGAGACUUUCCUCUCUAAGCUCCUCCUCUUCCUCUCCUUAUGCUGCUGAGGACCCAGGAGGUGCUGCCAGAGAGCGGCCUGCUGAUCGCAGUUUCCUGAAGACCAGCGGUGCUUUUGGAUUUGCAGCCAAUCAACGUCCAGCAGCGAGGAAGCGCAGCAGCCAAUGCCUAGACUUUUAAAGAACCAGCCUCAACGCUACCACCUCUGACCUCUAUGCUGAAACAGCCAAGACCCGCCGCCGACCCCCCCCUCCCUCCAGCCCCACCCUCACACACCAGCCUUUCUUGUCCCGCCAAACCUCGCCAGCCUCCGUCCAGCCAUGAGAGUGCUUCUACCCCUCCCUCCUCCAGGCAAUACGUGCGCAGUAUAAUCUGCACCUUGAGCCUUACCAGACUCCCUUCACCCCCUCGUCACUCUCUACCCCCUCCCGCCACAUGCGUUAUUGUCUUUGAGUGAUACAGUCGGCAGUUUGCCUCGUCGUGUGUGUGACAGAAGAAGGUGUUUGAAAUGUGCCUCUGGUGGUUUCAGUGACGUGCGUCCUACUGACGGAGCUGGUUGAAGAUGCUCCUAGAUCUCAGACCAGGUGUGUGUUGCCAAUCUGGUUUCAGCAAAGGUUGGCUUCAUGGUUUGUACUACAGAAACUUUAAUUGAUUUAGACAUUUUCAACAAACGAAUUUACAAUGAUAUUUUGAAAUAUUAAACGUAGACUUGAAAGAACUCAAAUUGCGAGUUAGAAAAGAAAGUUUCUAUAGUACACCCCCUGGUCUGUAUCUAAGAGCAUCCUCUUUUGAGAGCCAGACAGCCUGCGGACGGAAUAGAUGUUCAUGCAUGUUAAAUCGUGGCUUGAGAGAGGAAUUCUGCACACACGUACACACACAUAUAUAUACAGUAUAUCUGUAUGUCUGAUGGAAAACGGCUCACUCAAAGACAAGACAUCCUCAACUUUGACUGCCACAGAAAUGCAAGUUUACUUCUCGUGGCACUUUUAUUAAUAAGGACUUUUUUUUGCAACUGCAAUGCAAAGAACAAUGAAACCCACGACGUAUCACUACUACACAAAGUGGAGGAAUGUAGAGGAGGUAGGCGAUGAUCACUGCUAAGUAGUCGUUUACUAGCUGUAUCUGUAUUUGUGGAAGAAAAUUAUGAAUGCUUUGUCAGCCAUCAGCCAAGGGUUAUGAAUAGCAGAACAAAAGCCGGAGAAAGGUUCCAUUUUAGUCACAAGCCUCCUCUUUUAAGGUCAUAACGGUGCUUUUUUGGCACCUACCUACUGAAUCUGAAGUACUGAACAAGUCAAAAACAGGAGAGUCAAUUAAAUGCUCAAGGAUUCGAUCAAUCUGAUUGGCUGUGAUUAAGCAGGAUGUAUGCUAGAAUAUGUAAAAAUAAAAGAGGUCAAAGUGCUCAAAUGGAACCAGGCUAAACACGCGUAUUCAAGCUCCUCUGUAGGAGUUCUCAUACGAGCAUGUGCAAUAAUGAUGUUGUUUCUUGAAUGAUCAUGCUGCACCGGGUUAUUAUUAUUAUCCUUUCUUUGCUUGACACUGGAUUAUUAGUCACACUCAUAAUAACGUUAGGAUAUCAGUGUUACGAUUGUACUUUUUACCGGAGUGAUGAUGCAUGACAGAGAUUGUGAAAAUCUAAACUAUGGAACAGUGGAUUACCAAUACUUGCCAAAGUUUGACCUUUGAACUCUUCACUUUGACUUGCCUUAUCCAUGCGAAUGACAAACCCAGGUCUGAUCAGACCGUAGGGAUACCGAGGUGUCUUUUUUUCAGAGGGCCUCCAGAACCACAGAGACGGUAACCGUUAGACAGCUGGUUCAGUAUAUUUGGAUUAUUGUGCGACGGAAAUUAGCUCCUUUUUUGGACCAAAACUCAACAGAGUGGAUUUUUCCCACGUGGCCAUAUGCUAUUAUAUUUGUGUUAUUUCUCUUGGUUCAGGCCGUCUUAGCAUUCCCAUGGUAAUGGCAAUAUAGGUUAUCAAGUUCUUAUAGAUGAUGCAAACUUUGGCAGGCUACUGGUGGGAUCAUUGUUCUUUAAUUCACUCACUUAUUCAGAUUUAGUUUGAUGUGUUCUUGCUGUACAUUUGCCAUUUUAUGCUGUAAAUAACCUGCUUUUUCUGUAUGAACUUUUGUGUGUGUGUGUGUGUGUGUGUGUAUGUGUGAGCGCAUGUGCGUGCCCGUGUGUGUGUGUGUGUGUGUGUGUGUGUGUGUGUGUGUGUGUGUGAAAAAACAUCCAACAUUUGCUUUUUGCAAAGUUGAUUUUCUGGGUAGCAGUGCAAUAGCUUUAUAUGUUUUAUUUUGAUGUUAAACAUCAUUGUAUUACGAGUACGUUUGCUGCAUUCACCUCCUGCAAUGUAUGAUUUAUAUGCAGUGUGUGUUAGAGGAUUGUGUCACUUUGAAUCAUUUAGUCACAUAGGCUGAUAAGAAAUCACAAACUAUGCCUUCAUGAUAUCUAAGUCACUGAUCACAAUAUCGUCCACCUAUAACAAAGCUCUGAUUAAUGUCGCUUCGCUUGCCUUUAAAUUUAGCUUGAGAACUUCUUCAAUCUGCUCUCAGUGAUAGAAAUGGCCUUGAACUAGCGCUCGUCUACCUGAGAUCUGCCAAAUUAGGUUUUGUUUGCGCUCGUGUCUUCAGAAUAAGACAAUAGUUGCCAAGUAUUUCGAUAGAGGUAAAAUGUUUGAUAUGUCCUUUUUGAAAUUUAAGAAGCUAAAAGGGAAAAGUUUUGAAGAAUUGUCUACUGUUAAAAAAAAAAAAAGCCAAUGACUGGAAAGAUUGUGAAGCGUUGGAACCACAAAGCACCUUGUUGGAGCGUAAACAAAGCCUUUUUGCUAUUUGUUAUUAAGAAGGGAAUCAAACGGCAGUUUGAAACAAUGUAUUGUUGGUCCUGAGUUGCGUAUGUAUAUAGUGCAAUUUGAUUGGUGCAGCUUUUAAUGUGAUUGGAAAGCAGCUUUUUCUGAGUUUGUGCAUAAUGAACUAGAAAGCCGAUACAGGACUCGUAUGGAUCCUGUCUCUGAUGACAGUUAACAGUGUGCUGUGUUGGCAAAAGUAUUAUCAAUGAAAGAUUUUGGGAAAGAAUAAAUAAAACACUUGAAAAGCU